AUGGCAGAAAUCAAAAUUAGUAAUAAAACCAAAGACAGAGUCAAUGCUUGCAAAGCCUACAUAGAAAGAAAAUACAAAUUGUUUACAGAUGAGGAGAAGGAAAAGAUAUAAGAUUGGCAACAAUUGGAUUUAAUUCUAAAAAGCCUAAGUUUCACUCCUAUAGAACAAGAGCUGAUAAAAAAGGAAAUACAACGCAAGGAAGCAAUGUUAUUAAGAAAGAAGUUAAUAUGAUUUAAUCUUUAGGAGAUAAAAAAUUACUGUUGAAGAUUUCGAAUCCCUUGCCAUUAUUGGUCGAGGAGCUUUUGGAGAAGUAAGAGUCUGUAGACAUAAGAGCACGAAUGAAAUUGUUGCAAUCAAAAAAAUAAAGAAAUCCGAAAUGAUCUUUAAAAAUCAAUUAGGUCACAUAAGAGCUGAAAGAGAUUUGUUGGUAUAAUCUAAAUGUAAAUGGAUUGUCGAAUUGAAAUCUUCUUUUUAAGAUGAUGACAACCUCUAUUUAGUAAUGGAAUUUUUGAGUGGAGGAGAUUUGAUGACUUUAUUGAUUAAAAAAGAUAUAAUUCCAGAAAGACAUGCUAAAUUCUAUAUAGCUGAACUCGUAUUAGCAGUCGAAGAAAUUCAUAACAUGAAUUAUAUCCAUAGAGAUCUUAAGCCUGAUAAUAUUCUGAUUGAUGCAAAUGGCCAUCUCAAAAUUUCUGAUUUCGGUCUCUGUAAGCAUUUAGGUGUACAUUAUGAUAUGACUAUCCCUUAUUAAAAUAACACUCAAGAAAUGCAAUCGAAAAUUGCUAGUUCUCGUCGUCAAUUAGCAUAUUCUACAGUAGGCACCCCAGAUUAUAUUGCUCCAGAAAUAUUCUCUUAAAAAGGAUAUAACUAAUUAGUUGAUUGGUGGAGUGUUGGAGUCAUUUUAUUUGAAAUGGUCGUAGGUCAUACACCUUUUUAUAGUGAUACUUCAAAAAAAACGUGUCAAAAGAUUGUUACUUGGAAAACUCAUUUUAAAAUACCCAAAGAACCUAAAAUAUCCUCCUAAUGUUAAGAUUUAAUUACUAAAUUGAUCUGUGAUCAGAAUGAACGACUGGGAGAACCAAAAAAAAUCAAAAAACACCCUUUCUUUUGUGGCAUUGAUUGGACAAAUAUAAGAAAUCAAUAACCUCCCUAUUUACCUGAUAAAAAGAAAUUAACGGCUAAUUUCGAUAAGUUUGAAGAAAAAGAACCCUGGAAACAUAUUGUUCAUAAUUAAAACGAUAUUGAUUAAAGUAAUAAUAAAUCUAUGAACGAAAAUAAAAAAUAUUUUCAUGGAUAUACUUAUAAAAGAAAUUGUGAAAGAGAGAUUAGUCCAAUCAAAAGGGCUCUUGAAGAAUUAGAUAAUAUAAGGCCUUCAGGUAUCAAAGCUGACUUCGAUAAAAAAUAAAGAUCUUAGUCUCCAAAACCUGUAAACAUUCCUCCAGAAAUUAAUAAAUCUUAAAGGUCUCAAUCUCCAACUAUUAAAGACUAAAUCAAAAAUACUUAUAUGCAAUAUAUAGGAAAGUUUUUAUCACCUGUAGAAAAAUAGAAACAAAAUUGA
Messenger RNA from Paramecium octaurelia, 1555 nucleotides. Lineage: Eukaryota; Ciliophora; Oligohymenophorea; Peniculida; Parameciidae. The record is from the annotation of a GenBank genome assembly.